This is a messenger RNA of Eriocheir sinensis (Chinese mitten crab), 5828 nucleotides long. RefSeq lists its product as uncharacterized. The transcript is spliced from 11 exons. NCBI's taxonomy places the organism in Eukaryota, Metazoa, Arthropoda, Malacostraca, Decapoda, Varunidae. The coding region runs from base 118 to 1995 and encodes 625 amino acids. Gene Ontology annotation, cellular component: cytoplasm. The record is from RefSeq and is a predicted model, not a curated record. Gene Ontology annotation, molecular function: protein kinase inhibitor activity. Gene Ontology annotation, biological process: negative regulation of protein tyrosine kinase activity; intracellular signal transduction.
AGAGCGACUUAUUUCUACGAGGAGGUAUUUCUCGCUUGUUCCCCUCGCCACCCUCAGGAGGACAGGUCACGGCCGUUGCUGACCCGGCCUGACCUGACCCUCGGGCCCGGCGCCGCCAUGGAGGAGGUGGACCUGGCCGAGGAGGAGCCCAGCAAGCGAGAGGAUGCUGUGGACCCAAGAAUACAGGUGGAGCUGGAGAGGUUGAACACAGCUACUGACACAAUAAAUAAGCUGGAGGUGGACCUUGAUGAGGCACGCAUGUUGUUUCGUCAGCUGCUAUCAGACUCAACACAACGCAUUGAUGCCUUGGCCAAGCGCCUCGGCAAGUGUGUGGAGCAGUCCCGGCCUUACUAUGAGGCUCGGAUACAAGCCAAGCAGGCAUUACGUGAGACUCAGGCGGCAGCUUGGCGUUACGAGCGAGCCAGCAGCCAGCAUGCAGCAGCCCGGGAAAUGGUGUUCCUGGCUGAGGAGGGGCUCAUGGAGAAGGGGUGUUCCUUUGAUCACACCUGGCAGGAGAUGCUCAACCAUGCCACAUCAAAAGUGAAUGAUGCAGAGAAAGAGAGAAUGGAGAGUGCCACAGAGCAUCGCCGUACCUCUGCUCUUUAUCAUGAGGCUGAGACACGUGUGAAAGCCCUGCAAAAGGAGCUGAAGAGGGCCAUCGCUAAGUCCAGUUUGAAUGCACGCCGCAGCCUCUUGCAAAUGAAUAACCUUGUGAGGAUGCAUCAGCUGCAGUUGCUGCCCUACUUUGAGCUCAAGGCUGCUGUGAACCAGCAGCUGGAGGCGCAGAAGCAGCAGGUGCGGCAGCUGGAGGAGAGUGUUGGGCGAGCAAAGAUGACCUACUCCCAGGCCCUGGCCAACCUGGAAACCAUAUCAGAUGAGAUCCACCGUAACCGGCAGUGUCAGGGUCUGGGUGUGCGGGGGAUUGGUGUUGGAGCAGACUCCCCUUUGCCUCCCAUGCACAGUGUGGAGGCUACUUUGCCCCUCACCACUCAGCCUCUGCACUAUGCUGCCUCCACUCCUGAUGUUGUUGAUGUCUCCCAGGAGUUCAAGUCUCUGCCAGGCAAACUUAGCUCAAUGGCAGCUCCAAUCCUAGCCACAGCACAGUCUACUCGGGUAGCUAUCACCCCAGCAGUCUCCUCAGCCUCCAGAGUGCCAGCUGUCCCUGAUGGCUGUGAGGAGAAGAGCAAGAGUGUAGAGGAAGGAAAAGGAGAAAAAGGAAAACAAAGCAAUAGUGGUGGAGAGGGGAAGAAGAGUAGUGUUGGAGAGCAGCCUGCAGAUGUUAUUGUGGAAGAGGUGGAUGGAGGAACCACCAGUACAGACUUAAGUGGCUGGCAGGUCAUUGGUCUCAGCACCCCACCCCUUGGCCCUUCACAACAGUACCUCACUGUGGAUGAUCGGGACUCCACUGUAUCCGACACUGAGAGUCUGGCCAGUAUUGAAAUGCUGAGUGAUGAGGCGAUUGCUGGCUUGAUGCUGGAUGAGGAAUUGGCACAGGCGUCCUCCACCAUGUACCCCACCAUCUCCUCAGCACCUGUAGUGGAGCCACCACUGCCAGUGUCAUCAUCCAUACACUUCCUUCCCACCUUCUUCCACACUUGUGGUGGUGAAGAGAGUGGCAGCCAUCAUCCAGGUAGGGAGGAGGGGAUGACUCCACAGCCAUCACUGGCACCACACAGCUCUACUAUUGGUGGAGGUGGGGACUGCUGCAGUGGCAUCACACAUUCUCUCAUGGGGCUUAAGGUGGACUCCCAUUCUCCAGGAGCCCGACCCAAUGUGCCCCCAGACAGCCUUAGUUUUACUCAACAGGACUCAUCCUCAGAGCAUUCAUCCCCUGAAGACCUGACCCCUGGAUAUGCUCCCCUCAGGGAUACUCCAGGAUCCCCUGAUGACUUCUUGCCCCCUGGUCAACCCUCACCCCCAAGUACCUCCACCAGUGAGGAGGCACCUCACUGUAGUUCCUGGGUCCUGGAGAACACACCAGUGGUACAGAAAUAAAUGACUGCAGCUUGGCUAGCAACAGCUCCUGGAACGGUGGUGGUAUGUACUAGUCAAGGGGCAGUGUGUGUGUAGUGCAUUUUCUGCAAAUUAUUGUAGAAAUUAUCCCUUAAAAUACUUUCCCAGUUAUUUUAGAACAUCAGCAACAUAUCCUGCUGUAAUUUACAAAGUACUGUGUUGAGAAGCCCUGAAACUACAAACUGUAAGAAUGAAUGGCUUGAGAUUGUCAUGUGUUUAAUUUUUAACCGUGCCAAGUGACUGCCCCUCCUGCCCUGGGUGCCUCUGGUGCUGGUCAGUGUUCAGUGCUUACUAGUUGUCAGGCCCAGUUCAUGCUAUAUAUAACACUGAAUUGUGCUUGGAAAGGCCAGCCAUUAUUUUCUUAUGCCUUCAUUAUGAGGUGAAAUAUUAUAUGCCCUCUCCCUCUCUCCUAGCACCACAGCCCUCUGUGCACAACUUGCCCUUAUUACAAUAUUACUGAAUAUAUAUAUAUAUAUAUAUAUAUAUAUAUAUAUAUAUAUAUAUAUAUAUAUAUAUAUAUAUAUAUAUAUAUAUAUAUAUAUAUAUAUAUAUAUAUCUAUAUAUGCCUGAGUAUUCUGCACACAGCCCAUCCAGGUGUUCAUGUUACAGGCUGCUUGAUAAAUGGGUACCUGGGGAAGACAAAAAGUAGAAACCCAGAUGUUACACAUGCCCUGUGUCCUGGGGUAAUGGACUCUUACCCACCACAGGCCUGAAAUGCCAAUGAGACGGAAAUGAUAAUCGCGUCUACACUCAGAUAUAGCGUAUCCCCCCAACUUUACUUAUACCAAGGUUUUUACUCUUACAAUGACCAUGCUUCCCUGCCAUGAAGCUGUGAUGAUUACAGCAAACCCUCAUUUUGAUGGCUGUCUCUGAUACCCUGUUCCCUCAUGGGGGUGGCCGUGACAAGUGUCUCCAACUUUCCGUUUCGGAACUCCCUCUCAGUACACUCAGUCACUUGCCUGCCAACUGUCUCCAAUACACAUCCACUCUAUUGAUCUGUUUCACAGGUGGUCUGUCCCUGACACCUCUCAAUCAUGUCCUCUUCAUAGUCAUCAUUACACAUCCAAACCAUCUCUGAACACCAUGCUUCACCCACUUAAAUUCCCCAACAAGCCACACCCUUUUUUGCUAUUAGACCCACAUCAAAUCUCUCACAUGAUUUCAUUGCAUUCUCCAUCCCAUCCUGACAUAGCAAAUGAGUUAUAUAAGAUCAUUAUAUGCUUGUCAUGAUUGCUGACCUAUAUUCCACAUCAGUGACUAGUGCUUAUAACAAAAGCUGGGAGGGUAAUAGUUUCUUCUAUACUCUUUAUCCCCAUCCUCACUAUUUUUCCAAUGCACCUAUUACCAGACUGCUCUUGACUUCUCUCGCCCUCCAGGUUUUCAUAGAACUGGCACUAAUACUUAAAACAGUUACUUUCUCCAUCUUCUCUUCUAUCAACCAAAUCUUACAGUAUCUUUGCUCUAACUCUGUAUAGCUUUGCAAACUUGAGUCUACUCUCUUGCCAUCUCUUAGCAUAACCUUACUCUUACCAACAUUUACUUUCAACACACACACAGCAAAAAACAUUCAUGGUUCUAGUUUAACUAAUAUCCACUGUCAGGUUGUUGUUUUUUUAAACUGUUGGUGAUUGGACAGAGGAUAAGUUUUGUAACACGAAAAGUAGUCUUGGGAUCACCAUAAUUUUUUCAGUAAAUCUUCAAGCAGAGCACAGAUUUAAUGCAGUACUUGCAUUGGCUAGACCUAUCCAUACAUUACAAAUCUACAUGUUUUGUGGGUAGCAUUACUUAAUGGUAUUUACUAUAUACUUACCAGGUAAAGUCAUCUAUGUAAGUGUACUUAAUUUCUUGAUGCCAAAUACUGUCACCAUUCCUCCCAACCAGCUUCCAAAGAGCCACAGAACAAAGCCAGUUACAUAAGUGAACAUAAUUCCUAGCUACUAUCAACUGGUGGCCUGACUUGAUACAACAGUGCUACACUUAGCCUCGGUUGCAUUUACACUGAACAAGUUGAGUAAAGUUGACUCACAGUAGGUCUAAACUCCUAAUGAUUCACUAUACGAGGAUAUUAUUUGUAUGUAUCCUACAAACCUUGCAUAACAGGAGUGUAGCAGUUAUGUCAGUCAGAGUCAACGCAACUCGUUGGUGUAGUUUGUGCAAGUUGGUACUUAAUAAAGUUUUGAAUAGGGAGUCAUAGAUAAGACUGGCUGUGAAUUUACUCUACUCCCUUUGUUUUAAGGCAGCCCUAUCCUUUCAUGCCUUCAUUCAUGUUAUAUUUACUUAAUUUCCAUUAUGAAAUUAAGUGAUAUACUUUCAGCCAAAGAAAUAACUGUUGAUUAAGUUUUAAAGUGAAAUGCUGUAUAUUAAAAUUCUUUAAUUUGUUGAAAAUAUAUGUAUAUUGAUGACUGUUACCCAUUAGACCCCAUGAGACUCGGUAGUUGUUGAAUUUUGUUAGUGGGUAUGUCUUUUAAAUAGCUUUCUACUAUAGAAUGCUUGGUUGAUAGGUUUCAGUCAAGAGCAAGACAUCUAACUAUGCCAGGAAGCUUGUGAUUCUUCACAUGCAAUAAUUAUUGUGGCUUCAAAAUAUUGAGAUAAAUUUGAGCAUUGGCUCCCUUGGGUUUGCCUCUAUCUGUUACACUGCCAAACCAUUAUUCCUUUCUCUUUGUUUCUGUUCAUGUCUGUAACUUCGUUGGUAGCUUUGGCCAUCUGGGCAUCUCUACUCUUGAGGGUGUAACUUAAGGUCCUCCACAAGCUUUUUCUUUUAAAAAAUACUCCUUUACAUUGUAAAUGCCUGGUCACACGAGCAUUUGUUUCGGCAAUUUUAUCAUCGAUCUCGAGAAUUUUGCCAUCGGCGGCACCGGCAAGUCUCGAUAUGGAGGAAGACGAACAUGCACGUCUUGUAUUUUCGAUACUGAGAACACUUCACCUUUUCCAUCUCCUCUCUCCCCUUUUAAAUGGACUUUAUACACCUUUACGUUACCUUUUUUUUGACCCCCCCUCCCUCCCCAUGCAUGUUAACACAAACAGACAAAUACAACUACACACACCCCUUUAAAGAAUCCCAGAUCACCAAAAGUGCAGCUGGCAGCAAGACAUCAAAGAAGAUUUAACUGCCUUGCUCAUCUCUUAAUUGCCUUUACCUGCUUCCCAUCUAUAUAUAUGCUUAAAUGCACCCUCUGUUUUGGCUAGCAUUGUGUGACCACACCGGAGGUAAAAUCACCGGCGUCAAAACUUGCCGACGUAAAUACUCGUGUGACCUGGCCUUAAGUGCUUUCUCUUGACUGUGUAGCACACUUGGGUGAAUGACAGGGAGCAAGGGGUAGCUUCCACUGUGGGCAGUGGCCUUUUAGGAAGUGACCACACUGCUGACAACAGUCUAGUGUUGGGUAUUUAUAAAAAUUAUCCUAAAAACAAAACAUUCAUAACACUAUGUAGCCUUAUUAAAAAACUAAAUCUAAACACUAUUUAAAAGUGAUUUAGUUGUUGAUAGCUGACAUACAAGACCCAUGUGCUGUGAUUGAUGUGGCAGAGCAUUGGACAAGGAAAUACCCAAGGCAGCUAACGUCCAAACCCACUCAACAUCCUGGAACCACUAUAAUAGCCCAUAUAAUUAAAAUUUAGUAGUGAGUAAUAGAGCACCAUCUAUGUAUUAUGGCAAGGCUAGUAAUACUAAACAGACUAGUAUUACAGCUAUCUGGUGCUAAAUAAUGCCUGAAACUAUUUAGCAAUUACUUUUCAAUGCUCUAUGAGGUGUUGAGGCAAGAGGCUUUAAUAUCAACAAAUUCUUGACUUGUUUGUAAAUAAAAGUGCAAAUUUUA